UCAAAUUAAUCUACAAAUUUUCGAUGAAGGAAAUGAUCUUCAAUGUAUGAUCAAGGCUUCCUGGUCACAUCUCUUGCGGAAAAUAAGCUACUGCUUUCGCUUUGUACACCGUCCUCGCUAUAAGGAACACCUGUCAUUGUUUUUAUCAUCAUGGGAAUUUCAAUAUGCAGGCUCUAGGAUAACCAAACACGUUCAGAUGGAGUUCUUCCAAGUGGAGUACAAGCAGCUAAGCACUGGACGACCACUUUCUCAAAAAUCCAAACUGAUUCGCUAUACUCCAUUUAUUGACGACCAAGGAUUAAUGCGCGUAGGAGGACGCAUUGACAAUUCAAUGGCAACUUACGAUGCAAAACAUCCCAUACUUCAUCCAAAGGAAUCACCAGUCGCUGUUUUACUAGCUAGACACCAGCACGUCACAUCGCUAUACGCUGGAGUUGUAUUUAUGUUCCACACUUUGAGACAGAAGUAUUGGAUUCUCGGUGCCCGCAACAUAGUCCGGAAAAUCGUAUUCAACUGCAAGAUUUUUUUCCUCCAUCGCAAAAAUACGAGCACACAACUCAUGUCUGAUCUUCCCGCUUUUCGGGUUCAACCCACCCGCUGUUUUCUACAUUCUGGAUUGGAUUACGCUGGACCAGUUACUAUCAAGACAUCGGUCAACCUCAUAUGUCGGUGCCAGUGCCGUCGUUCUUGGACGUGAACAUCCACAGACUGCAGCGUUGGAGACAACUGCAAGCCAAGGUUCAAUGGUUCUGGAAACGUUGGAAUCUUGAAUACCUUUCUUCCUUGCAGUCGCGCACCAAAUGGCAACGGAGACCAAAAACAUAACAGUGGACCCUGGCGGGUAGGCAUAAAACGCUAGGGGGUGGUUCCCCCGAUAAACAUCAACUACGUAUGGACCUUCGGGCCUAGUAUGGAGUGGACAGACGGUCGAA
Messenger RNA from Drosophila obscura, 932 nucleotides. RefSeq lists its product as uncharacterized. The transcript is spliced from 2 exons. Bases 47 to 697 code for a protein of 216 amino acids. The record is from RefSeq and is a predicted model, not a curated record. NCBI's taxonomy places the organism in Eukaryota, Metazoa, Arthropoda, Insecta, Diptera, Drosophilidae.